This is a messenger RNA of Myotis myotis, 1821 nucleotides long. RefSeq names its product serpin family B member 13 (gene SERPINB13). NCBI's taxonomy places the organism in Eukaryota, Metazoa, Chordata, Mammalia, Chiroptera, Vespertilionidae. Bases 157 to 1425 code for a protein of 422 amino acids. The record is from RefSeq and is a predicted model, not a curated record. Gene Ontology annotation, molecular function: serine-type endopeptidase inhibitor activity. The transcript has 9 exons.
GGUUGUUUCACUGGAAAUGCAAAAAUGGUAAUGACUAGGGAGAGGCAGAGGGAGAGAUAUAAAUAAAAGAUCUAAAUUACUCAUGUUACACGUGCUUCCCAGGUCCAUGCUCAGAUACCUCUGUCUCUCCAGAAGCCAGAUCUCACUAGAAUCAUCAUGGAAUCACUUGACGCAGUGACCUUUGGGUUUAAUCUUUUCAAAGAGCUGAAUAGAAAAAAAAAUGGCAACAUCUUCUUUUCCCCUGCGAGUAUCUUAGCGGCUGUCGGCAUGCUCCUCCUGCGGACCCGGGGAGCCACUGCCACCCGGCUGCAGAAGGUGCCUCUCUCUGAAAAAGACACAGAUAGCUCAAGAAUCAAAGCUGAAGAAAAAGAGAGAGGAAGGGAGAGGGAUAGAGAGUCAGAAACAUCGAUGAGAGAGGAACAUCACUCAGCUGUCUCCUGCACACCCCCCACUGGGGAUGUGCCCGCAACCAAGAUUGAGAAGACCAAAGAGAUACACCAUCAAUUCCAAACAUUUUUGAGUGAAAUAAGCAAACCCAAUAAUAAUUAUGAGCUGAAAAUAGCCAACAGGCUAUUUGGAGAGAAGACAUACCUUUUCCUUCAAAAAUACUUAGAUUAUGUUGAAAAAUAUUAUCAUGCUUCUCUGGAACCUGUUGAUUUUGUAAAUGCAGCAGAUGAAAGUCGAAAGAAGAUUAAUUCCUGGGUUGAAAGCCAAACACAUGAAAACAUCAAGGACCUGUUUCCUGAUGCCACUCUAAGCAGCACCACGAAGCUGGUGCUGGUGAACAUUGUGCAUUUUAAAGGGCAAUGGGACAGGGAGUUUAAGAAAGAACAUACCAAGGAGGAGGAAUUUUGGCUGGAUAAGAACACAAGUAAACCUGUGCAGAUGAUGACACAGCGUGACUCCUUCAGCUUCACUCUCCUGAAGGACCUGCAGGCCCAAAUUCUGGGGAUUCCAUAUAAAAACAGUGACCUAAGCAUGUUCGUGUUGCUGCCCAAUGACAUCGAUGGUCUGGAGAAGAUUAUAAAUGAAGUAAGUCCUGAGAAAUUAGUAGAGUGGACUAACCCAGGGCAGAUGAAGGAAAAGACUGUGGAUUUGCACUUGCCCCGAUUUGAGGUGGAAGAUAGUUAUGAUCUGGAGGCGGCGCUGGGCGCCAUGGGGCUAGGGGAUGCCUUCAGUGAGCUGGAGGCUGACUAUUCAGGGAUGUCCCCACGUUCAGGGCUGCAUGCCCAGAAGUUUCUGCACGGGUCCUUUGUGGUGGUGACUGAGGAAGGUACCGAGGCUGCAGCAGGCACCGGGAUGGGCUUUGCGGUCACAUCAGUGCCCAGUUAUGAAACUUUUCACUGCAAUCAUCCCUUCCUGUUCUUCAUCCGGCACAACGAGUCCAACAGUGUCCUCUUCUUUGGCAAAUUUUCCUCUCCUUAGGCCAGUCACUGGCUUGGCAGAAAACCAGUGUUGGAGUAUUAAUAUGACUAUGGUAGUAGCCCAUUUUUUGAAGAAAUUUGAUUUUCUUGCUUGCAUUUCAAUCCAACCCUCAAAAUGUAUGAUUUUAGUGACCGCACUGGGUGUGUGUGUUUAUAAUUUUCUUUAAAAGUGAAAUGUCCUUUUGUUUGUGUCAUGUAUAAAGUGAGUUAAAUCAAGGCUUAUAAAUAUGCUGUUGAUUUCUUCUAAAAGUAAAUGAACGACUUGUAGUUUUAUGCACUAAUGAAAAAAAACUGUCUUGUCAGUAAAGACUAUGGAUUAAUGAUUUUGGGAGUCCCUCCAGCUCUAAUAUUUUGAAAGAUUAUAAUAAAAAGUGAAAUAAAACAGUAGUUUACUCAA